UCCAUCACAGCCUUGAUCUGGCAGUAACUACACUGCCCCAUGUCUUUCCUGGAGGAUGGGAACCACACUGCAGUGACAGAGUUCAUUUUAUUGGGCUUAACAGAUGACCCAGUUCUUAGAGUCAUUCUCUUCACCAUCAUCCUAUGCAUCUACCUGGUGACUGUGUCUGGGAACCUCAGCACCAUCCUUCUCAUCAGAGUCUCUUCCCAGCUCCAUCACCCCAUGUAUUUUUUUCUUAGCCACUUGGCUUCUGUUGACAUAGGCAUUUCAUCUUCUGUCACACCGAAUAUGCUUGUCAACUUCCUGGUGGAGAGGAGCAGUAUAUCCCAUACUGGAUGUGGCAUCCAGCUUGGCUCAGCUGCUUUUUUUGGAGCAACUGAGUCAUUUCUUCUGGCUGCCAUGGCUUAUGAUCACUUUGUGGCAAUCUGCAACCCACUGCUUUAUUCAACCAAAAUGUCCACACAAGUCUGUGUCCAGUUGUUUGUAGGGUCUUAUAUCGGUGGGUUUCUUCAUGCUUUCUCCUUUACACUUUCCUUUUUUUCUUUUCUCUUCUGUGGAACAAAUAGAGUCAAUCACUUUUUCUGUGAUUUUACUCCUUUAGUUGAACUCUCCUGUUCUGAUAAUGGUGUCCUUCUAAUUCUUGAUUCUUUUUCUGCUAGCUCUAUCAUUGUGGUCACAGUGUUUGUUAUAGUCAUUUCCUAUACCUACAUCCUCAUCACCAUCUUGAAGAUGCACUCUACUGAGGGCCGCCACAAAGCUUUCUCUACAUGCACCUCCCACCUCACUGUAGUCACUCUGUUAUAUGGGACAGUCACAUUUAUUUAUGUGAUGCCCAAAUCUAACUACUCCACAGACCAGAACAAGGUGGUGUCUGUGUUCUACAUGGUGGUGAUCCCCAUGUUGAACCCCCUCAUCUACAGCCUCAGGAAUAAUGAGAUUAAGGGUGCUCUGAAGAGACAGCUUGGUAAAAAAAAUGUUUUCUAA
Molecule: messenger RNA, 984 nt
Organism: Arvicanthis niloticus (Nile rat)
Lineage: Eukaryota; Metazoa; Chordata; Mammalia; Rodentia; Muridae
Product: olfactory receptor 5P81
Biological process (GO): G protein-coupled receptor signaling pathway
Cellular component (GO): membrane
Molecular function (GO): G protein-coupled receptor activity; olfactory receptor activity
Source: RefSeq, a predicted model, not a curated record